GUUGAAGUCGUAUGGAUUAAUUUUAUUCUAAUAAAUAGACACUCGUAUUUUUAUGGAAAUGGCACCUAUAAUAUUAAAAAAGCCAGCAGUGUCCGUUCCCGUUCUACCAGAUCCAAUUGUUGAACCAAUUCAACCUUCAUCUGUCAUUGUCAUUCAUCCUGGGUCAAUGUAUCUGAGAAUAGGACGUGCAUCAGACCAGUUUCCACGAGUGGUUCGCCAUGUGAUAGCUAGACGAAACCGAAUCGGACCUGUCCCUGUUCAUAAAGAUGAAUAUUUAAUGCCACUAACUAAUAUGACCCCAGAAUUGGUUUCCCAGCUUGAUGAAAUUCACAAUGCGAUCAGCUCCGUACUUGCAUCAUGCUUAACAAGAGAAGGGAGAUUAAGAUAUUCAGUGCCACUCCAAGUUAUUGCUGAAUACAAUAAAGACACAAGGCCAGAUGUUGUUUGUGGAAAAUCUGAUGUAAAUUGGACUUCCCUGGAAGAAGGUCAAGAAUAUGUGAUUGGGGAUGAAGUUUUGUAUCUGAAACCCGAAGAAAAUUUUAAUAUACAUUGGCCAAUUAGACGAGGUCAACUAAAUGUACAUUCAGGUAUAGGUGGAUCAUUAAGAUCAGUGUUAAGUGAUUUAGAAACCAUAUGGGGUACUGUUAUACAUAAAUAUUUGGAAAUUCCAGUGAAAGAUCUAAAAUCUUAUAGAGCAGUGCUUAUUAUUCCAGAUGUUUAUAAACGUGAUCAUGUGAAAGAAAUGGUUAAUGUAUUACUAACCAAAUUAGGCUUCUUGAGCUGUUUUAUUCAUUUGGAAUCAGUUUGUGCAACAUUUGGUGCUGGUGUCAGUUAUGCUUGUGUUGUUGAUGUUGGAGAUCAGAAAACAGCAGUAUCAUGUGUUGAAGAUGGAAUUUCACACAGAAACACCAGGUUGUCUCUUAAUUAUGGUGGAAAUGAUAUAACUCGCUAUUUUAGCUGGCUUCUUGAGAAAUCAAACUUUCCUUACCGGUGCCAUCCUGAGAAAAUCAUACUUGAUUCCACGCUGAUGCAAGAACUAAAGGAGAAGUUUUGCCAUGUUAACUUGGAUGUCUGUGGUGCUCAGAACAGAAGCUUUAACCUAAUAAGACCUUGUGAGCCUGUUAUUAAGUAUUCCAUGAAAGUUGGUGAUGAAUGCUUGAUUGCUCCGUUAGCUUUGUUUCAUCCCGAAUUGCUGAGUCUAACAGGUCCUAAAAAAAUAAGAGUACAGCCAAGGUAUGAAGGAUCGCAUGAAGAUCCACAUGAUGAAGUUUAUCUCAUACAGACUCAGAGGCGAGCUGUUAAGGAUACUACAGAAGGGUUAUGUGAGCAGUCAUUUUGUGAAGAGACUCCUUUAAAUUCGAGUGUAUUGGAUGAAGAUCUAGAUUCAACUGAUCAACCUCCAAACAUCAGUUUGAAAGACAGUGACCAAGAUUUGAACUAUGAUCAAAUUUUUGGUAUAGAUCAAGCUAUUAUGCAGAGCAUAGACCGCUGUGAUAGUGAUGAAUUAAAAGCAAAAAUGUACAGUUGCAUCUUGGUUGUUGGAGGUGGUAUGAUGAUUCAUGGAAUUCAUACAUGGCUUCGCAAUAGAUUACAAGUUCAAAUUCCGAUUAUAUUUCGCAGUGAACAUUUUGAAAUAAUUACGCGACCAAAAGACAUGGAUCCCAGAUAUACUGUUUGGAAAGGGGCUGCUUUGAUGAGCUGCCUUGACACAGCCCAAGAAUUGUGGAUCAAACAAAAAGAAUGGUUAAAGUACAAUGUUAAAAUUCUGAGAGAAAAAGCCCCUUUUACUUGGUGA
This is a messenger RNA of Uloborus diversus, 1795 nucleotides long. RefSeq names its product actin-related protein 8-like (gene Arp8). The record is from RefSeq and is a predicted model, not a curated record. Gene Ontology annotation, biological process: double-strand break repair; regulation of DNA-templated transcription. Lineage: Eukaryota; Metazoa; Arthropoda; Arachnida; Araneae; Uloboridae. Gene Ontology annotation, cellular component: Ino80 complex. The transcript is spliced from 13 exons. The coding region runs from base 53 to 1795 and encodes 580 amino acids.